CUUGAUUAAUUAGCCGGGGCGCGAUAAUUAAUUAGCUUGAGGGCGCCGUUCGGACUCGGGAAUAAGCAAACGUAGAGCCAAGCGUGUAGGAAAAGCUACGGGAAGUAGGGAAAGCUCGACGAUGAUAUAGCUCGAAUAUCGAACGUCGUAAGUGACACGCUACACGACCCGUCUUGGUAUCAAUUUUCUCCUCGUCGAUAGCUGCCGAGUAGAUUUCGCGAUCCAGUUCGUUUUAAGAAUCAUCGUCGGGCGAUCGGAUCGCGCGGAGGCCGUUGUUCGCUUAAUUCGAAAGUGUCUGAGCUUUAAUCUAAGAGGAAGGUAAAAAAGGGGGACCAAUUUUUCACGCCCAUUCUCAAUUUCUAUCUUUUCCUUCUUUUCCAUCUUGGCCGCUUUUCUCUUUCUCGUCUCGCCGUCUAGCUGCCUCCCUCCCUUUCCCUAUCCGGCUUUAUCUCCUGAAUCCAACCAGCCAGCGGACUAUCCAUAAAUCUCUCUGUACGCUCUUUCCGUAUUAACUCCGUCAUCGUGAGACCGGCCGGAAUACCAGGAAUACGAAGAGGGAGUCGCAACUCACGCAAGCAAUAAAUCAAGGGCCAACCUACCAGCGCGACAACGUGGAACAGGAAGGUGGUACGUAGGCAAUCACCAGGCGAGAAUCGCCAAAAAAUCAGAUUCUAAAAGACUUUGGCCCACAACGAGCGAGUGAUUCUACACCCUUGUUUGUCGGAGGGUGAAACUAUAUACAAAAGUACAUACGUUUCUCACGAAGAAAGCGUAUAGCCGAGAAUAUCCAAGUUCCCACGAACAAUAGUUCGAUACAGAAAGGACUGUGCGUCAAGCAACGAGUAGAAAAAGCAGCCGUUCCUUCCUUCCUUCUUUCCUUCCUUCCUCUCUAUUCGAACCGAAGAGAGAUCCAGGAAAGAAGGAACGGAUUAUCCGCUGUCGCCAAGAAGCUACACAGGCCACACGCCAUUGUCCGUUUAAUGACGAUGACCUCAUCCUGAAACGGGCAUGACGCCCCUGGCCUCGAGAUGCGACGAGACCACUACCAUCCUGCUGUUGCUGCUACUCGAGCUUGCACCCGGUGCACGCUGCUACUCGCGCGCGGCCACCACGUCCGCCUCGACUUUGUCGAGAUAGCAUCUACAGUCGACGGCGAGGGUGCGAGUGAUGCCGCUCCUCGGCAGCAUUAUGACCAUCGACGCCGCCGGUAGUCCGACUACGGCGUCCACCAGCGUCUUCGACGAGAACAUGACGUGGUCUCGACCAACCGGUGGCACUACGUCUUCCACUAACGAGGCCCACUCGAUUGAUAGCGCGAUCCUCACCGAAGAGCAGCAACUGCACCGGCUGAUAGCCGCCGCGACCACGACUCACGACGAUCGUGGAACCACCCGAAUCCCCGAUCAAGUCGAUCAAGGACCAGACGUCGAACAGCGAUCCUCCGACACCGGUAACGACACGGCUACCGAGGCAAACGUUCGACAGGUGGCACCGAUCGAGAGAACCGGUGAUUGUGCCUGCGCUAGAUUCCGUGCUGGGGAUAUCGUGUCGGGUACCAGAUUGCCCUUCCUCGUCACCGAACAGUUGGGCGAAGUGGAGGUCGCUAAUAUCAGCGAGGAAAGCACCGUUGCUUUCGAUAGUACCACCGGUGGUGUUACCACCGACCAGGACGACGUGGAAGGUCUGAGAGAACUGGAACUGUUGUUCGGCUUGGGCGGCAUAAUGGAGGAUAUCGGUGGAUCGUUCAACGAUUCUUUCAACGAGAGUCUCUUAUUCCCGUGUAACGGCAGCCUGUGCAACGAAACGUCGUACGUCGUAUACGGGGAGAGCUUGUAUCCAUCCGGAUAUACGCUGCCACACAUCAUUCUGGCAUCCAUCCUGGCCACGCUGUUGAUGAUCGUGAUCGUCGUGGGGAACAUGCUGGUGAUCAUUGCCAUAGCCACCGAGAAAGCACUGAAGAAUAUACAGAACUGGUUUAUAGCUAGCCUAGCCGUGGCUGAUUUCUUUCUGGGCCUGGUAAUUAUGCCUUUCUCGUUGGCAAAUGAAAUUAUGGGAUACUGGAUCUUCGGCUAUUGGUGGUGUGACAUUUACUCGGCCAUGGACGUGUUACUGUGCACCGCCAGUAUCAUGAACUUGUGUCUGAUAAGUUUGGACAGAUUCUGGAGCAUCACGCAGGCGGUGGAUUACCUAAAGAAGAGGACUCCGGCCAGGGCAGCUCUGAUGAUAGCGCUCGUGUGGCUUUUGUCUGCUCUCGUUUGCAUACCACCCCUAUUGGGCUGGAAGAGACCUACGCCUGCUGAAGAAUAUCCCAAGUGUAAGCUUUCAGAGGACAUCGGCUACGUCGUUUAUUCCGCGCUCGGCAGCUUCUACAUCCCGUCGUGCAUCAUGGUGUUCGUGUAUAUACGCAUUUAUUUCGCGGCGAAGGCUCGCGCGCGCCGCGGCAUCCGCAAGCAGCCGCGUCCUCGUGCAGUGAUACCGCCUGAGUCCCCGGAUAUUAGACAGACCAGUUUCACACAAAGCACGCCGGCCACUGAAUCGAAAAAACAGGCUGGUUCCGCGAUGGAGAACGUCGCGACUAUCGAGAAUCAGCCCGUACAAAUACCCAUCGUCACGUGCGACUUUGCUAGCGACGUUAGUACGUCUGAAGCGGAUCCCGGAGGAGGGAACAGUAUUCCCAUGGAGGAAAAGGAUACGCUGAAGGUGACGAUCCCAGUCCCAGUGCAGAAGAGCAACCUGAAGGCAACGCUGUCAGUAAACGGCGACGGCCAAUCGAGCGUGCCAUCGCGGUGCAGGGCGCCUAGCGUCGGCAUCGACGUCGACAUGGUGUCGGAGUUCGACCCGUCGUCGUCGGACAGCGGCGUUGUAUCCAGGUGUGCCGUGGUGAAGCCUUUAAAGCUUCGUCUCUGCCAGCCCAUCUUCGGUCGUAGGAAUCUGGGCAAGCUCAGAAGAGAGCACGGGGACGGAGGACGCACGUCUGGCAAAGACGACUCGGGCGUAGAGUCAAAAUCGUCGAAACCGCGGGACCCGGAGAGAGAGAAGAGGAGACUGGCGAGAAAGAAGGAGAAACGAGCCACUCUGAUACUCGGUUUCAUCAUGGGCAGCUUUAUUGCCUGCUGGCUGCCAUUCUUCGUCCUUUACAUCGCGAAACCUGUGUUCCCUCGCGUCGAGAUACCCACGCAGGCGUUCGUGAUCGCGUUCUGGCUCGGCUACAUGAACUCUGCCCUGAACCCCUUCAUCUACACCGUCUUCAACAAGGAUUUCCGCCGCGCGUUUCGCAGGAUACUGUUCAAAUAAUCCCGUCGUCCCUGGACGAACGUUCUCGAACGGGAUCCAGGUAACACGAAUGAAAAUCGAUCGGCGAAUACAUCGCCUUUGCGAAGUGGAACGUCGAUGGAAGGAGCGGGCAAGAACGCUUGAACAGAUAUCUUUAUUGCGAUAAGUUAGGAGAACGACACGACGAAGGUGUUUAUGCGCAAGAGUCUUGGGAAAUUCGGGCGCGACUGUAAAAACUCUCGCGGGACGCUUCCUUUGGAAUGUAAACUCGGUGAAAUUCUAAACUCGGUUCGUGUCUAAUGUGGCCUCGGAGACGGGCGCACCGAGAAUUUCCUCGUCCAUGCAGUUCGAGGAUAACAAUUUUCCGGGAAGAAAUCAUGAGAAAGUUGACAAAUUCGAUAGCCCGUUUUGCCAGUGACGGCCAUGAAUCCUCUACACUCUACGAGAUGUCGUGGACUAUCGGUGUGUUUCAGCAACAGCUGCUGCCUCUCCCUCGAUCGGAUACAACUUCCGACUGGUUGUCGAUUCAACAUGACACCAAAGAAGACAGAUGGAACUUCACGACAGCUAGCGAUACGGAUUCGAGAACUACGGCUGCAUCGUGAUUUUAAACUAAUUAUAUCGAAGGGAGGAACGCGUGAAAAGUGUCAGAGACGUUUUCUUUUUUGCUCGACAAAGACGAAUUAUUGGUCGCGAUGAUCGCGACACGAUUCGUGGGUUCUCUGUAUCCCGCCUCCGAGGAAUCGGAUCUUUUCGUCGAAGCCACCUCGUCAUCGUUCUUCGUCAGAAUGGAAGAAAAUUGGGUGGGGACGGGGGUGUACCUGCGGCAUUCUUCCUUCUCCGAGUUCCUUGGACAGACGGCACACGGUCCGAUUGUAAAUUAAAAAUCGCGACAAUCCACUUACUAUCGAUGUACGUGAAUGUAGAUAUGUAUAGCAUACGUGUAUGUGUGUAUAUAAUAUGGCCGUCGCGAGCGGCUCGUCCGGAAAGUUUCUGUUCUUUGAUAUUCACGUAGGUGACUAAGAAAGGAACACCUUGCAUGUUCGCUUGAUUUCGCUUCGAAAUUACCUGCUAUUCGAUUCGUGAGCAGUGUAAGAGAUGGAAAAUUUUCCGAAGCACGAGCUACCGAAUACGAAGUUUCCUCUAGGAAGGGAAAAUAGCAGUGUGUCGAAGAUUGAAAGAGAAAAAUAGAGGGAAAACGAAGGGAAGGGAAACUGAGAGUUCUGAUUCUUCGCUACCAUGUUUCACGCGACGUGGAACGAAAACUUUCGGAACGGGCUGUGGCAUACGUUGCGCGUGUAAUAAUACGUAACUGUUCUACGAUAUUAUAUACGCACAUCGGCACACGAUAGCAGGAAGGACGAGGAUCUCGAAGCGAGCACAAGUUCACGAGAGACGUGAUCGGAAUGAUCGUCAUCGGACAAAUAAAAUAAAAAAAAAGCUAAAACGAAAGGAGCGUGUUUCCUAUUAAAUAGGUACACAUCGUUUUAUCAAUAGGAUCGAUAUACGGCUACGGUUUAAUCGUGUAAUCGUUUAAUCACGACAGUUUUUUCGAAUUCUAUCGAUUUAAAUAAACGGUAAGGAUGCUGAAAACGUAACGAUACGUAUUAUUAUAAAAAAACGUAGAAGUUUCUCGAGUUUAAAAAUCAAAUGAAAGAAGAAUGAAGAUGCACGGGAAGAGAGAAGAGAUACGGGGAAACGAUCGCUUUGCACGACGUACGGUCAAUGGGAAUAGAAUUCGCAUAACAGCAAGGAUAAAAAGUAGGAUGUAAUGCUUGCAAUGUCAGAUUUCUGUUUGUUCGGCUUGAAAUAUUAAAUUUGACUACGCUACACCCUGGUGAAACCGCGAUUAAAGAUGAAUGCACAGCUUUAUUUGUUUAUUGGUGACGCGCGAAGCCAACAUAGAACCCUAUGUGGUUUCAAUUAUUAUGCGGCUUUACGCAAUGUUUGCGCACCGGGGUGCCAAUUCGCGAUCAGCUGCUUUAUAAUUUAACGCUUGCCGACCUCACCGAGGCACCGAAUCCGAUCAAACCGGUUCGAAACUUACCACCCCCUUUUAUCCGAGCGCACGCCAGUUUUACUUAAUCGAUAGCUGCGCGCCACCGGUGUACGCGAUAUUUUUCUAACUCUUUCUUUCCAUCGAUUAAAUUUGCUACGUAAUUUCGAAUAUCGAAAGAGAAAGCUGUAUUCGUAUUCAUAAAUACGAUUUACAAGUAUCGGGACAUUGACCAAAAAUAAAAUAAAUCUCAGAAAUGAUUGGGAAAUUACCUAAAUCUCUGAUUAUAUCAACGAUUGUUAUCCAGUUCCCAAAGACGUCCUAAUAUUUAUGAACUUAUUUAAGGAUAUUUUUCAGAAUUGAAAUCGCAGGAAACGACACGAUGUUCAAGUUAUGUGAAAUAUUUUACGCGAAUCUGUAUUGAGAAAUGUUGGCACGCCUAUCUGUCUAGCAAAAAUUCGAAACAAAUCAAAUAGCGGCAAAAACGUAGCUCAUAAAUCGAAAGUGGCCCAUCCAUCGGAACAAAUUUCGAAAAACAAUUUCCAUCGAUAGCAUUCAAUCUGGUCUCUCUAUUUCGCAGAUUAAAGAUCAUCCCCGCAGUCCGACCGCGAGAAACUCGAAUAAAAAAUUACUUUCGGGCUUCUGUACCGAGACCGAGGAUCGAAAUCCGGCUAUUUUUGGUCGGGGAUUAAGAGUUAAGAGCCAGCAUACGUUUCACAUAACCAACACACCUAUAUCGAACUCUCUUUGCUUCCAAUCGGUCUUUUACAACUUUCAGAAUUACAUUUCCGUUCAACAGCGGAAAACGUGUUUUAGAAAACGAUUCCUAUUCAAAUCGACCAGUUCAUUCGUCGAUCGACGUAAUAUCGAAAAUAUUGAGAGUGAAAAUACCAGAUGUGAAAAUUACCAAAAUUAUGAAUUCGUAUUUUUUUCAUAGAUUGCGACGAUGCGCUUCUUAAUGACAUUUCGUGCAAUAUACGAAUGAAAGCUUUCAUUACAUUUUGUUUCAUUUCGAUUCCGCUGAUGCAAGUUUUACACUUCAUCUCUUUCUAUUUUCAGUGUGUAUAUCUUUUAUCAAAAAUAUCUUUAAAAUUCCAAUUUUUAAAAGCUCUGUAGUUCAGUGUAUAAACCGAACAGUUCAAAAUCAAAGAUAUCUUUCAUAUACCUUUCAUUUCUUUCAUCUCGGCAUAGGUUCAAUAUUAUACCCUAGUUAUCGAUAGCUGCAGCGUUCAAACUAAAAAUUUCCAACAAAAUCACGCACCGAUGUUCCAAAUAAAAGAUAAUUUCAAGAAUGAAAUGUUUUCCACGUAACAUUUACCCCUAGAGCGCGUUUCAAACUAAUUUACGAAUUAGCCGCAACCCCUUUAUAGCCAGGCUGUACAUAUGUCACGUGUGCACGCAUCUACGUGACACGCAACGCGCUACAACGAUAAAUCAAUAAAGCGUAUAUACGUGUGGUCUGUAGUAUGCAAUACACGCGUGUGUCUAGCUUUCUCGCAUUAAUUCUGUCUCUCUCCGACCAAGCUCCACGCAUUAAGGGUGAACUGGGGCAAAGUGUCGGGGGAAUAGACGAACAAGACAGUCUCUCGAGUGUACAGAACCAAUAAGAGGCGCGCUGAUAAGAUUGCAACGUUCAUGCGACGGAUUAUUAGCAUAGCUGAGAUCGAUGGACCGUGUACACACGGAUACACGUACCACAUAAUAUACCGUAUAUACGUUUUUCCAGUCGGAUUUUUGCUUAUGAAAGGGUUAGGAAAUCGACGGUUUUGAUGGAUCGAUCGUACAUUAAACAACGUAGGUUGAUACACCCUUGAUAAUUAUUUGAAUCGGCCGCAACGAGGUGCAAACGCAACGUUUGCACAGCCAACUAUCGAGCGGUUUGCGUGGAAAGCUGCGAAUAAAAGCGGACAAAACUUUUGACAUGGCCGUUACAAAUUGAUUUCGACUGGCUGGAGGAACCUGAUGCGCAUUUGUUAUCCGGCUAUCUUAGUCGCGUUCCGCGCCGAUAUUAGCAUGUAAAAUUAAACGAAAUACCAGACCGUAGAAAAACGAAUACGUGUUCGUUACGAUAUUUGUCUCCUUGGCUCGGUUUCACCCUUCGAUAACCCGAGAUCCAUCGGUCGCGGGGAACAAUUUCGCGUCGAUCGCAACCUCGUGCAAUCCCAUCUCGAAAUAUUACAACGUGUACCUUGUAACAUGAAAUCCUGUAUUAGACGGUCGGCUGGAUCCUUGAGAAUUUAUCGUGCACGAAAUAAAAGGACUGGAGAUGCUGUCGUAAGAUACUAUGUUCUCGAACGCGUAAACGGAAGCCAGAAAUGGAUACACAUAACCGAGUGGAAUUUACGUUCUAACCGAGAGGCCGGAUGCUCGGUAAUAUUUCAGACGAUCAAACAUCGAUACAGAGCUCCCUGCUGCUUUUUCCUUCUUUCGCUCUUUCGUCUCGUUAUCGCUGAUAUCCAAUACGUUCGUCUCUUUUCACGAUCUAUUGAUCUCGGUCCACGUUUUUGAUCUCCAUCUAGAAAAUCGUCGAGGUUGGAGAGACACAGAGCAAUCUUGAGAACUUGUGCCUUUUCCUCUCUUGUCUUUUUCCUUCUUCUUCUUUUUUUUUUUUUUUUUUUCGUUGCUCUCCAGAAACCUUGCUCUAUUCGAUACCUUGAAAAUUCCUCAUCGAACGCUCGCCGUGUUUCCCCGAAAAGCGAGAUCGACCGAAGAUCAUCGAUCUCUCUGCCAAAGUGGCACGGAAUCGAGACACACGCAGCAAUAGGAAAGAAUAAAUGAAUCGUCGAACGUUUCUCCUCGUUGUUAGUUUCAGAGUUAAUUAGAUCGAUAUAAGAUGUAAGCAAAGUUCGUACAGCGAGAUUCGACAUUUUCCUGUAAACGAGUUACUUGUAAGAUAGUAAGAUUAAGUCUGAUGAGACUAAAUAAUAAAAUGUAAGAGAAGUGUGCUUGGCGUUGGCAAACGCUAAGACGAAAAUUGCAAAAGAGGGAAAUACCGUGAAUCCGUAAAAUGCAACGUACUAAGUAAUUACGAUAACGUACUGUCGUUUACCAUUAAUAUCGUUAAUGAAACUACGUGUACGCGGCGAUCUUGCCUUAGGCGGUCGACCAAAUUUUUUGCAAACCAAAUUUUUCCAUGAAUCUCUCUGUGUGUCAGUAAUUAAUUACCUUACCAUACGUACACACGAUGUUAACUUAAGCUGUAAGCAUAAGAGAAAUUUACCAACGUUAGAAGCAAAAGACCUAAAUCGUGCGGAGAUUUUGAACGAAUGAUAUACGAAGAACAAAAACGACGAAGAACGAUCUCGAAGGACUGGUGUAAAGAGAGAAGCAAGCUAAACGAUGUUUAAAAUAAAAAAAAAAGGAAACCGAUCAUUCUAAUUCUAAUAUUACGCUCGUACCGUCUCUGAACCUAAGCGACACGCAACACGUUGUCACGAGAUUAAAAUAAUAAAUUAACGAAGACACGAUACUUUGUAUUUAUACACGUUGUAUACAGAUAUGUAUAUUGUUACUAAUAUUAUUCUUAUUAUUAUCAACAGAUUACCAUUAUUCUUAUUAUCGUCAUUAUCAUUCUCGAUUCUUAUUACCAUCGAUCAUUCUUACAUAUUAAAUAAUCCAGCGUCGCCGUAGGGAUCGAACGAUCUAUUUUAAUUAUUAUUUCUACUCGUCGAGCGGCACUACUCCUUUGUCUGCUCGAGAUUUUGAAGUAGAGCGAGAUCGUUCGUUAUAUCCACCUCGCUGAUAACGCUGCUAACAAUCUAUUUACCCGAUUCCAAUCAAACUUUUCCAAAAAUAUCUCCGGUAUCCAAGCGGCGACGAACGGACCACCGAGAGCGACGAGAUGCAUCCAGUAGAUUUACAGACACUUUUAUCGUUAGAUUCAUCUUACGAGAACGCAAACUUCCGAGAUUCAUCCUUGUCCGUGGAAAACCAGACGAACUGGUAUAUUUCACUUCGAAUCACCGACUAAAAACUUGGAUUAAUUAUCUCGAUAACCUAGUCUCAUUACUCAUCCCGUUGUUUUUUCCUCUCUCCAACUUUUGUAAACUCAUAAAAUUACAGCCGGAUAAUACUCCAUUAAUAGUACGUUGAUUCGAAAAUUUCUGCAAACUAAACGCAGUCAAUUGACAUUCCACCGCGUUAAAUGUACGAUAACUGCACGCCUUUCAAACACGUACACACACCGUCGAGCUCGUAAUUAAUUCGAGCAUUUUCCAUUUCCGUGCCUCUUUUUAAGACCCACCUACUCUAUUUACGAUUUCAAUUAUCAUUGUGAUACCGGACCGCUUAAAAACAAUUUCCCAUUUAAUACCAAAGCUUCCGAAGCAUGUUGCAUUGUUUCGUUCUUUAAAAUGUCGCAGGCAUCGCGAAUUAAUUUAUUUGCUGAUUUAUUCACCUACCGCGCCACUAUCGUAUGCUCUACCGAUAUUCUAACAAUUAUAAAAAAAAAUUUUUCAUUCGUGAUUAAUCACACGACGUAAUAACCCGAACGAUCUCGCGCUGGGCGCCGCGAAACGAUCUCUAUCGAUAAUAUUGGAGCAAUGAAAUCACUGUGAUAUCACUAAAACGCUUUCAAGGUGUGUGUUGGAAUCGACAAUUAUCGCCACGCUUGCCGGGCUCAGCGUGGCUAAGUUUCCAAUAAAUUAAAAGUGGCAGAAAUGGAAUUAGAUAUUUGGGGGGGGGGAGGUGAGAGAGAGAGAGAGAGAGAGAGAGAGAAAGAGAGAGAGACAAAGAAAAAAAGAUGAUUUAUGGUAUCGAUUAUCGUAAAUUAUUGUAAAUCAUAUUGUAUUGUAUAUACGUAUACAUACUUAUACAUAAUAUAUAAAUAUACACAUAGAGUAUAUUACGGAUGACUACUAAUAUCAUUAAAGAUUACUAUGAUCGUAUUACCGUCAUUGUUAGCCGACACUAUUAUCGAUGCAACAAGUUCUACUGUCUAAUAGCGUUGAUCGUCUGUCGCGGAGAGAGCGAGAGAGAGAGAGUGCAGCCUACGCAAGAUCAAAACCGAACACGAAACUAUAAUACAACGGCCGAAUGAUAUCGGAUCGUUUGCGAACGAUUGUUUUAUUGUACAUGGGAAACCAUAUAUCCGGAAGGGAUCUCGUUUCCGAUUCAUUCCGAUUUUUCUUCGAUCUAGUAACGUUUCUAUAUAUAAGCGAACACACGGUUUUCUUCGACUUUAUCAUCGAUCG
Molecule: messenger RNA, 10461 nt
Organism: Bombus impatiens (common eastern bumble bee)
Lineage: Eukaryota; Metazoa; Arthropoda; Insecta; Hymenoptera; Apidae
Gene: Octalpha2R
Product: alpha-2B adrenergic receptor
Exons: 4
Coding region: 1168-3294 (708 amino acids)
Biological process (GO): adenylate cyclase-activating adrenergic receptor signaling pathway
Cellular component (GO): membrane
Molecular function (GO): G protein-coupled amine receptor activity
Source: RefSeq, a predicted model, not a curated record